CUGGAGAAGCAGCGGGCGCGGGAGCUGGCCGAGAAGGAAGCCGCGAAGAAGGAGCAGCGGGAGGAGGACAGAGGGCGGCACUACACGCUGAGCGUAGCCCUGCCGGGCUCUAUCUUGAACAACGCCCAGUCGCUGGAGCUGCGGACGUACCUCGCUGGACAGAUCGCUCGGGCCUGUGCCAUCUUCUGCGUGGACGAGAUCGUGGUGUUUGAUGAGCUUGGAGAAGAUGCAAAGAGCGUGGAGGGGGACUUUGAAGGAAUUGGGAGGAGAGGCAAGGCUUGUGUGCAGCUGGCUCGGAUCCUGCAGUACUUGGAGUGCCCUCAGUACUUGAGGAAAUCCUUUUUUCCAAAACAUGAGGAUCUGCAGUUUGCAGGGCUGCUCAACCCCCUGGACAGCCCCCACCACAUGCGGAUGGAUGAGGAUUCUGAGUACAGAGAAGGUGUAGUGCUGGACCGGCCAACUAAGCCCGGCAGAGGCUCUUUUGUCAACUGUGGGAUGAGGAAGGAGGUGCAGAUCGACAAACAGCUGAAGCCUGGUCUGCGAGUCACUGUGCGCCUGGAGGAACCCCAGACACCAGAAGCUAAAGUGCGGAAAGGCACCGUGGUGUCCUCACACCACCCUCGGACAGUGUCAGGCUUGUACUGGGGUUACAGCGUCCGCCUCGCCUCCUGCUUGAGCGCUGUCUUUUCAGAGUGCCCGUUCAAGGAAGGCUACGAUCUCUCUAUUGGGACAUCAGAGCGCGGCAGCUCAGUGGAUCAGGCCACUCUCCCCUCCUUCAGGCACGCCCUUGUCGUGUUUGGAGGUCUCGAGGGCUUGGAAGCUGGGGUUGACGUGGACCCAAACCUGGAGGUCACCGACCCAAGCGUCUUGUUUGACUUCUACCUGAAUACUUGUCCCAGCCAAGGCAGCCGAACCAUCCGGACUGAGGAGGCACUGCUAAUCUCUCUCUCUGCGCUGAGACCCCACAUCGCUGAGGCUGUGAAGACACCCAGCAACAGAGGGAAGGAAAAUGACUGA
Pterocles gutturalis (yellow-throated sandgrouse) is the source of this 1017-nucleotide messenger RNA. It is a transcript of the gene SPOUT1, whose product is annotated as chromosome unknown open reading frame, human C9orf114. The annotation marks the transcript as partial. Gene Ontology annotation, biological process: miRNA processing; maintenance of centrosome location. Lineage: Eukaryota; Metazoa; Chordata; Aves; Pterocliformes; Pteroclidae. Gene Ontology annotation, molecular function: miRNA binding. Gene Ontology annotation, cellular component: spindle pole centrosome; kinetochore; mitotic spindle. The record is from RefSeq and is a predicted model, not a curated record. The transcript has 10 exons.